AUGGGGCAAGGGGAAAGUACGCCUCUCUCUCUUACCCUCUCCAACUGGAACGAUGUUGAGGACCGGGGGUUCGAUCUCUCUGUGAACGUGAAGAAAGGGCCGUGGCAAACGUUCUGUUCCUCUGAAUGGCCCACCUUCAAUGUUGGGUGGCCAGCAGAGGGAACUUUUGACCUAACCAUGAUUUUUGCCAUCAAGGAUAUUGUUUUUCGCCCAGGAACAGGAUCUCAUCCGGACCAGCAACCUUACAUUAUUGUCUGGCAGGAUUUAGUUCAGAACCCCCCGUCAUGGGUCCGUCCUUGGUUGCCCCCGCGAAGCCCACGGAUUCUGGCCCUUCAACCCUCACAGGAACAGCCAAAGAAGCCGUUGGUCGACCCGCAGACGGAUCUUCUCCUCCUUGACUCUCCGCCCCCACCCUAUUUUCCCUCUCUCGCUCCGGAGCUUCUACCUGCGGCCACGGCUCCGUCCGCCCCUGCUUUGCCCUCCGCCACGGCGGCUGGCCCCUCCCAGGGAACUAGGAGCCGAAGGGGGCAGCCCACUUCCCCCGACUCUACUGUAGCCUGUCCCCUUCGGGCGUACGGACCGCCUCCCCCGUUGCCGGGCGACGGAGGGCCGGCGCCCCUCCAGCCCCUCCAGUACUGGCCUUUCUCCUCUGCUGAUCUGUAUAACUGGAAAACUAACCACCCUCCUUUUUCAGAGGAUCCCCAGAAAUUAACCGGGUUGGUGGAGUCUCUUAUGUUCUCCCAUCAGCCCACUUGGGAUGAUUGCCAGCAGUUGCUCCAGACCCUUUUCACCACGGAAGAGAGAGAAAGAAUUCUGCUAGAAGCUCGGAAACAUGCUCCCGGCCCUGACGGGCGACCUACCCAGCUCCCCCACCUGAUGGACGCCGCUUUCCCCUUCACCCGACCUGAUUGGGACUACAACACGGCAGAAGGUAGGGAGCGACUGACAGUCUAUCGCCAGAUUCUAGUGGCCGGCCUCAGAGGAGCCGCGCGUCGGCCCACCAAUUUGGCUAAGGUAAGGGAAGUCCUUCAGGGACCCACGGAGCUCCCCUCAGUCUUCCUUGAGCGACUAAUGGAAGCAUUCAGGCGGUAUACACCAUUUGACCCUACGACUGAGGGGCAGCGGGCUUCGGUGGCUAUGGCCUUUAUUGGCCAAUCUGCUUUAGACAUCAAAAGAAAACUGCAGCGAAUUGAGGGAUUGCAGGAUUACACUUUGCAGGACUUAGUUAAGGAGGCAGAGAAGGUGUAUCACAAAAGGGAAACGGAAGAAGAGAGGGAACAGAGAAAGGAAAGGGAAAGGGAGGAGAAGGAGACUAAACGAGAAAAGAGACAGGAGAAGAAUCUCACGCGCAUCUUGGCAGCAGUGGUAGGUGAUAAAAAGCCAGAAGGGAGAGGUAAGGGUAGACAGAUGAACCUGGGCGAUCGCCUCCCACUCGACCGAGAUCAAUGUGCCUACUGUAAAGAAAAAGGACACUGGAAGAGAGAAUGCCCAAGAAGGCAGAGGAAGGAGAAGGAAGCCAAGACCAUUUUGGCCUUUCAUGAGGACAGUGACUGAGGGGGACGGGGCUCGGAACCCCUCCCUGAGCCCAGGGUAACCAUCCAAGUGGAGGGGAAACCAGUAGAAUUUCUGGUGGACACAGGAGCACAAUAUUCUGUCUUAAAAGCUCCCUUGGGGCCGAUAUCUAAGAAAACUUCUUGGGUCAUUGGGGCCACUGGUAAUGAGCAAUACCCGUGGACGACUAACCGGACUGUAGAUCUUGGGACUGGGGCGGUCACCCACUCUUUCCUUGUGAUACCAGAAUGUCCAGCCCCGCUGUUGGGGAGAGAUCUGUUAACUAAGAUGGGAGCUCAGAUCACUUUCACCCCAAAGGGACCAAUUGUGGGGCAGACCGAAGCGGAGGCAGUCACACUUCUAACCCUCCACUUGGAAGACGAACACAGGCUGUUUGAAUCCAGGACGUCAGGGGAACUCUCUGAGGAAAUAGCCAGAUGGGUAGACCGGGUCCCGGGAGCAUGGGCAGAAACCGCUGGUAUGGGGAAGGCCACCCGACAACCUCCUGUGGUGGUCGAAUUGAAGGCAUCGGCCACCCCCGUGGCCGUACGACAGUAUCCCAUGCCCAAAGCAGCUUGGGAAGGGAUAAAGCCCCACAUACAGCGCCUCUUAGAUACGGGAAUCUUAGUACGGUGCCAUUCACCUUGGAACACUCCGCUCCUCCCAGUGAGAAAGCCUGGCACCUCAGACUACCGACCUGUUCAGGACUUAAGAGAGGUUAACAAGAGGGUGCAAGACAUCCAUCCCAUGGUGCCCAACCCUUAUAACCUUUUGAGUACCUUGCCGCCUUCCCACAUUUGGUAUUCGGUGCUGGACUUAAAAGACGCUUUUUUCUGUCUCCAGUUGCACUCAAACAGCCAGGGCAUGUUUGCGUUCGAGUGGAGAGACCCUGACUCUGGGGUUACGGGGCAACUGACCUGGACUAGACUUCCACAGGGAUUCAAGAAUUCACCCACCAUCUUCGAUGAAGCCCUUCAUCAGGACCUGGCACCCUUCCGAGCUGAGCACCCCGAGAUCACUCUCCUCCAGUACGUAGAUGAUCUCCUGGUGGGGGGGGCCACGGAGGAAGAAUGCCGAGCCGGUACUGAGGCCCUCCUCCGAGAGCUCGCCCAUCUGGGAUACCGGGUAUCCGCCAGAAAAGCCCAACUCUGUCGGCGAAAGGUGACGUACUUGGGAUACACUAUUGAAAAGGGACAGAGGUGGCUGACGGAGGCCAGAAAGAGAACCGUCACCCAGAUCCCGAGGCCCCAGACCCCCCGUCAAGUCCGUGAGUUCUUGGGUACGGCAGGGUUCUGCAGACUCUGGAUUCCGGGGUUUGCAACACUCGCUGAGCCUCUCUACCCCCUCACCAAGCAGGGAAACCCGUUCGAGUGGGGCCCGAAACACCAGGAGGCUUUUGACGACAUCAAGAAAACCCUGCUUUCAGCCCCAGCGCUAGCUCUGCCUGAUGUCACCAAGCCCUUUACCCUCUACAUAGAUGAGAGAAAGGGGAUUGCCCGGGGAGUCCUGACGCAAACAUUGGGGCCAUGGAAAAGGCCGGUGGCCUACCUGUCCAAGAGACUGGACGCGGUGGCACGAGGAUGGCCAGCAUGCCUCCGUGCUAUAGCGGCCACAGCCUUAUUGGUCAAAGACGCUGACAAACUGACUCUGGGGCAAAAAUUGACCGUUAUAGCGCCCCAUACACUGGAGAGUAUCAUACGGCAGCCUCCGGACAGGUGGAUGUCCAAUGCCAGAAUGACCCACUACCAAAGUCUCUUGUUGGACGAGGGGAGAGUCCAAUUCGGGGCCCCCGUGACAUUGAAUCCUGCCUCUCUGCUACCAGAAGCAGACUUGGAAAAGAGAGAGAUUCUGCAUUCCUGUCAGAAGAUAUUGGCUGAAGAAACGGGGGCCAGGCGGGAUCUCAGAGACACACCCCUACCCGGGUCCCCCCUCACUUGGUUCACAGAUGGCAGCAGCUACCUCUCAGACGGGAAGAGGAGGGCAGGAGCCGCAGUAGUCAGCACGGAUGAGGUAAUCUGGUCUAGCAGUCUGCCAGAAGGCACCUCAGCACAGAGGGCAGAACUCAUAGCCUUAACACAAGCCCUCAGGUUGGCUGAAGGAAAAAGAGUCAACAUCUACACUGACAGCAGGUAUGCCUUUGCGACUGCUCAUGUGCAUGGGGCCAUUUACAGACAAAGAGGACUCCUCACCUCAGCCGGAAGGGAGAUUAAAAACAAACCCGAAAUUCUCUCCCUCUUAGAGGCCAUACAUGCCCCCAAAGAAGUUGCCAUCAUACACUGCCCAGGGCACCAAAAGGGGACGUCUGAGGUGGCGGAGGGGAACAGGAAGGCAGAUGUUGAAGCAAAACAGGCUGCAUUGGGACUAAACAUCCUGCCGCUAGCAAAAGUCCCUUUGGACCCUCCUAGGUCCUUCUCUUACUCCCCAGAAGAGGAGGGGGAGAUGGCCAGAAAGCCUGGCAAAUACGUCAAGGAUAAGUACGGGGUCUGGAAGGAUAAGGCAGGUGGGAAGAUAAUCGUCCCUGAAGAAAUGGCAAAAACUUACCUCGAGCAACUACACCGCCUCACCCAUCUGGGUCCAAAACAUCUCAGUGCUACCUGCCGGGCCCUGGAUUACUCCAUCCGAAAGCUCACCUCCCUGGCCGAGAGAACUGUCGCUAGCUGCAAGGCAUGUCAGCUAGUAAAUUCCCACCCCUCGCAAGUCUCUCAGGGGAAAAGGGAAAGGGGAAAUAGGCCGGGCAGCUAUUGGGAGGUUGACUUUACGGAAGUCAAGCCGGCCCGGUAUGGUUAUAGAUACCUUCUAGUCUUUAUAGAUACCUUUUCAGGAUGGGUUGAAGCUUUUUCAACGAAGAGCGAAACGGCAACCACAGUAGCCAAGAAGAUUAUUGAAGACAUCUUUCCCCGGUUUGGAGUUCCAGAGGUAAUUGGUUCAGAUAAUGGGCCGGCAUUCAUCGCCCAGGUAAGUCAGGAAAUUGCCAAGGUGCUGGGGAUUAAUUGGAAAUUGCAUUGUUCAUAUAGACCCCAAAGUUCAGGACAGGUAGAAAGGAUGAAUAGAACGUUAAAAGAGGCUAUGACUAAAUUAUCCUUAGAAACUGGCGUAACAGACUGGACAGUCCUCCUUCCCUUUGCCCUAUUCCGUGCCCGGAAUACGCCCGGGCCCCUGGGAGUAACCCCUUUUGAGAUCCUUUUCGGGGCCCCACCACCACUCACUGCUGACCCGUGGACCAUGCACACAGAAACUCACGCCCCUCAAUCCCUGCUCGCUAGGUUGAAGGCAUUGGAGACGGUCCAAAAGGACGUGUGGGUCCCUUUGGCUGCCGCUUACACCCCGGGAGAGCUCAAAGUACCACACCAGUUCCAGGUUGGGGACUUUGUCUACGUUCGUCGUCACCGGACAGCCAACUUGGAACCCCGGUGGAAGGGACCUCACCUCAUACUUCUGACUACACCCACCGCCAUCAAGGUAGACGGCAUCGCCUCCUGGAUCCAUGCCUCUCAUGCCAAACCUGCACCACCGCCUGACGAUGGAUGGACUGUGGAGACUGCUUCAAAUCCCCUCAAGCUUCGCAUCCGCCGGCACCCUGCUCCUCCUGAGUACAAGGAGUGA
This is a messenger RNA of Pipistrellus kuhlii (Kuhl's pipistrelle), 5154 nucleotides long. RefSeq lists its product as uncharacterized. The transcript has a single exon. Gene Ontology annotation, biological process: virion assembly; DNA integration; proteolysis. NCBI's taxonomy places the organism in Eukaryota, Metazoa, Chordata, Mammalia, Chiroptera, Vespertilionidae. Gene Ontology annotation, molecular function: aspartic-type endopeptidase activity; nucleic acid binding; RNA-DNA hybrid ribonuclease activity. The record is from RefSeq and is a predicted model, not a curated record.